This is a messenger RNA of Botrytis byssoidea, 849 nucleotides long. RefSeq lists its product as uncharacterized. The transcript has 4 exons. The record is from RefSeq and is a predicted model, not a curated record. NCBI's taxonomy places the organism in Eukaryota, Fungi, Ascomycota, Leotiomycetes, Helotiales, Sclerotiniaceae. The coding region runs from base 1 to 849 and encodes 282 amino acids.
AUGAUGUUCAAGAAAGCAUCCUUUCUCUCAAUUUUGCUGGGCGCAACUCUUGUGUCUGCAGUUCCUACUCAAAUUGUAAAACGUACCACACCAAUCAUAGCCAAUUUCGAAGACAUCACCUCUUCCGAUUUCGCCUCCACAUAUAAGUGUCUUUCCGGACAAGUCAACUCAGAAGCAACUGGUCAAUGUAUCCCUGCAAUCACUCCCCGAUCAAACACUGAACUAGUAGCCAGAACUUCCGGAGAAGUUCUCAAUGAUUACGAAAGUAUUCCCAUCGGCGGUAUUCCUCCACUCAGCAGCAACGCCCCCCUUACCUUCUACAACCAACUCACCUACGGUGGUACCUGGCGCGCCAUUUUGAAAACCGGCGCAGCUGCCCUCCUGCAACAAAUCUACGGCCAGCAAGCCGCUGUCGGUUUCAACGGCUCCACUAUCACAUCCGUUUAUCUCGCUUCUCCUGUUGCUUCUUUCAAAGCCAAUCAUGCAAGUUUUGCAUGCUAUAUUAGUACCACGACGGGUGUGAGCCCGGGGGUUGCGUGUACAGUGCAGGUUACAGCAUUCAAGACAGAUGGAUCGACAUAUGAGGAUGUUGCGGGGUGUGGAUAUGAUGGAUUGGGACUUGUCGAACAAUGCACAUUCCCCAGUACAUGGACAAACGUCGCCAAGCUCUCCUUCCAAAUCGUCGCGUCGGAGAUUUUGCAGGAGGUAGGUCCGUCUUUGGGUGGACUGUUGGGAGGAUUGCUUGGAACGGUGGGAUCGAUUGGAUUUAUUGUUGAUAAUUUUGAUGCGAACUAUAACUGUGUGGCUGGAAAGACAAACUCUGUAGUUGCGCCGGGACUUUGUGGAUGA